Fraxinus pennsylvanica is the source of this 1494-nucleotide messenger RNA. The record is from the annotation of a GenBank genome assembly. NCBI's taxonomy places the organism in Eukaryota, Viridiplantae, Streptophyta, Magnoliopsida, Lamiales, Oleaceae.
AUGUCGCCGGAGAAAGUGGUGGUGGCGGUGGUGUUAGUGGUGGUGGCGGAGAUGGUGCUGGGUGAAGGAGGGAAAAGCCUGACGUGGAAUCUGCAGAGAGCGAGUCACGACGGGGUGGAGCUGAGCCAACUCAGGGACCGUGAUCGGGUCCGACACGGCAGAAUCUUGCAGCAAAAACCUUCUGGAGUCAUCGAUUUUGACGUUGAAGGCACCUAUGAUCCAUUUGUUGUUGGGCUAUACUAUACAAAAGUUCAACUAGGGACUCCUCCAAAAGAAUUCUAUGUGCAGAUAGAUACAGGAAGUGAUGUCUUAUGGAUCGGUUGCAAUUCUUGUAAUGGUUGCCCUACAUCCACUGGACUCCAAAUUAAGCUCGAGUUAUUUGAUCCGUCCAGCUCAUCGACGGCUUCACCCCUCUCAUGCUCCGAUCAAAGGUGUGCUUUGGGAGCACAGACUUCUGAGUCGGGAUGUUCAGCUCAGAAUCAAUGUGGGUACACAUUCCAGUAUGGGGAUGGUAGUGGAACAUCAGGUUAUUAUGUGUCAGAUUUAAUGUAUUUCGACAAGAAUGUUGGGAAUUCUUUAACUUCAAAUUCUUCUGCUCCUGUUAUUUUCGGUUGUAGCACAUCGCAGACGGGGGAUCUUACCAAGUCAGAUAGGGCAGUUGAUGGUAUAUUUGGUUUUGGGCAGCAGGGCUUAUCUUUAAUUUCACAACUAUCUUCAAUCGGUGUCACCCCAAAUGCAUUCUCUCACUGCUUGAAAGGCGGCAACCAUGGUGGUGGUAUAUUGGUGCUUGGUCCGGUCGUUGAGCCAAACAUAGUUUACACUCCACUUGUCCCAUUACAGCCACAUUAUAAUGUAAAUUUGCAGAGUAUCUCUAUUAAAGGCCAGACAUUACCCAUUGAUCCAACAAUUUUUGCAACAUCAGACACCCGAGGUACAAUAAUUGAUUCUGGAACAACUUUGGCAUACCUUGCAGACGAGGCUUAUGAUCCUUUUGUUACCGCAAUUACACAGGCUGUUUCACAAUCUGUCCACCCCGUACUUUCCAAGGGAAACCAGUGUUACGUAAUCACCUCCAGUGUUUCAGAGAUAUUUCCUCCAGUUAAUUUAAACUUUGUGGGUGGUGCAUCAAUGAUUCUCAAGCCUGAGGAUUACCUUGUACAGCAGAACUCUAUUAGUGAUGCUGCAGUAUGGUGCAUGGGCUUUCAGAAAAAUGCAGGACAGGGGAUUACAAUUUUAGGAGAUCUCGUUCUUAAAGAUAAGAUUGUUGUGUAUGAUUUGGCUGGUCAACGGAUUGGAUGGGCAAAUUACGACUGCUCAUUGUCUGUAAAUGUGUCUGAAACUACCAGUACUGGUAAUACCGAACUUUUCAAUACAGCACAACACGACAACAGUUCAAUGGGCACUGAUCGUUGCAAACUGAUGAAGAACAGCAUCCUGGCUUUCUUGUUGCAAAUAGCAAUCUUUUUUGUUUUUACAAUGACACCCAGGGAAUGA